This is a messenger RNA of Eutrema salsugineum, 1454 nucleotides long. RefSeq lists its product as uncharacterized. The transcript is spliced from 13 exons. The record is from RefSeq and is a predicted model, not a curated record. NCBI's taxonomy places the organism in Eukaryota, Viridiplantae, Streptophyta, Magnoliopsida, Brassicales, Brassicaceae. Bases 88 to 1161 code for a protein of 357 amino acids.
AAAAAAAGCGAAAAAAGAGGAAGAAGAAGAAAAUGAAGUUGUGAACAAUUCCGUCGGUCAGGGAAGCAGAGGGAGUAAUUGAUUCCGAUGACCACUGUAUCCGGCGCCGUCGUCUCAUCAUUCGUAGCUCCUCCGCUUCGUUGCACAUUCUCUCGUCAUCAUCCGAGUCUGACCAAGCUCUCUCUUCAAAUUCCUAGAGCCGUCUGGUUGAGGAAACAGCGAGGGUUUUCUUUAGCGGCGGCGGCGGCGGCUUCAGAAUUGCCAUCGGAAGCCACCUAUGAUCCGGAGCUCCGUUUGGUUUUCGAGCUCGCCACCGAUUCUGAGUUGUAUGAGCUCGAGAAUAUCCUUUUUGGUCCCAGCUACUUCAGCCCUCUCCUGAAAUCAAUUCCAAACAAAGGAGGAAGUGACCGACUAAUGAUAGGCCAAGACAUUGAGGUGCGAGAUGGUUUUAUCAAAGCUCUUGAGUCGAGAUUCUUGUUUCUCGCUGCAGAUGCUCGCUCAACGCUUAGGGGUUGGAGACCUUCAUACAGAAACGUUUUACUUGCGGUGAGAGAUAAGUUGAGUAUUCCCUGCUCCAGCCAAUUGCCAACAGAGGACCUAGAAGCAGAGAUUUUUCUUUAUCUUGUCGAUAAUUUCUCGAGUGAAGCAUCAGGGAUUUUUCCAGGCUUGUGGGAAAAUUCUCAAGCAUCAAAGGUAAAGGGAAGCUUAGAACUCGGGCUCAGUAAGUGGAAAGUUGAACUACUUGCCGCACUAGAAGUAGGUGCUGCAGAGGUCCAAUCUAUGAUUCUCAAGGGUGGUGGCAUGAUCACAUUUGCCAAGGUUUAUCAGUUGUUGGCUAAGAAGCUAUCUGGAAAAGUAUUCCUUGAAGCUGCCAACUACCAGAUGAGGAGAGAGAUGCUAAAAAAGGGUGGACAGUUAGCUGCCAUUAACUUGGAAUCUCGAGCAGCUCUGCUUGCAGCAAAACAUGGGUUUGCAGGAGCUGCAUCCAGAUACCUUGGCUUAAGAACAGCGAUGCAAUUACUCGGUCCGGUAAUGUGGGGCACGUUACUGGCUGAUUUGGUGAUUCAGAUGCUCGAAACUGACUACGCUAGAAUCUUACGAGCAAUUUACGCGUUUGCACAGAUUCGGAUCACCAGGACAUACAGGCUACCUUGUAAAUGAAGUAACAGUUUUCCUCGAGUUUCUCAGUCUCAUCAGUGUGUGUCUAAGAACACGUGUCUGGUUCGUGGGCCUCGAAAGCAACGGCGGCUCUGUUUCUUUCACGACGAUAACCCGCCGCGUUUCUCCACGUGGCUUUUUGUCAGAAAUUUAGACUAUUCCAUAACUUGUUUUUGUUUGCAUAUUAAUUUUAUUAUGCAAGCGAAUCUUCAAUAUAAUCACUGUGAUGGAUAAUUGCGGCUAUAAUGUGUUAAAAUCUCUCUGUUAGUGUGGAGUGAACAUGUUUGAAUCCGGAU